Molecule: messenger RNA, 2073 nt
Organism: Ectocarpus siliculosus
Lineage: Eukaryota; Phaeophyceae; Ectocarpales; Ectocarpaceae
Source: the annotation of a GenBank genome assembly
AUGCUUUCCGUCGGUCCCCUCGGAGACGACUCCGAAGCUCUUAGGCUGGAGGCGAUGGCCGGGGGGGGAGCCAGCGGCGGCGGCAGCGGCGGCGGCGGCAGCAGCAGCAGCAACGCCCGCUCGAUUCACGCCAUACGCUGCUUCAACGCGCAGACGCACUUGUCCGCAGUGGACCUCUUGCGAAACGGCCGCCUGGGAGACGACGACGGCGACGAUGACGGGAACGGGAAGGCGUUGGCUACAGCCACUGGCUCAACCGAGACCAGGCCCGUCUUCUCUGGCGCUGUGCGACCUGGUUCCGCCCCGCUGAGGGCACCGGUGACAAUGGCGACGACAGAAGCGACGACGACGACAAGGACGGUGCAGGAACUAGAGAGAGAGACGAGGAGGAGAAGGAGGAGGACCAAGAGCAGGGCCGUCCGACGGAGAAGGGAGGAGGGGGGAUGGCAGGAGAGGACGGCGCCCCGGUUGUUCUCGUGCACGGCGUGUUCGGUGGCACUGUGCGUGAUGGUCGACAGGAUAGCUACCGAGGAUGCACGCUUGAGACCGUCACGUGGCCUCCCCCCCAGGCCAAAGGCGGAACAAAUCAGGGUUCUCCUCGCUUCCGGUACCAACGUCGCCGUGGACAGGGUUCUCAUGGGACUGGUGUCGGCGGGUUUUGACGACAUCGCCCGCCUCGGCUCACAUCGCCGGACGCACAAGUCUCUCCUCGACCGGGUCGUGCACAGCAGCCCCCCUGGGCGCGACGCGCAAAAGGCAGUGCAGAGUGAGCUCCAGGCCAUGCUCAAGACGGCUGUUGGAGCGGACAGGGACGAGAUAGGGCGGGCGCUGCAGGCGUCGAAGGCGGAAAGCUUCACGACAGACCAAACCAAACGGUUGCGCGAGGCCCGCGUGACCGGCGUCACCUGCGCGUCGGCGACGGUACCCUUGCUCACAAGACCGCCCCGGUCGCCGCGCCCCCUCCCACGGGGCGGCGUUGUCAGCGGCGGCAACGGCAGCAACGGUUCCGUUGCAGCGCGAAAGACCGGGGUCGCCACGGGGGGCACCAAGACGGCUGGUCCAUGGAAACGUCCGGCCGGGGUUGCCGGGAGCAACGGUCGUCUUUUAGGGGGGGGAAGGGGAAGCGCGGGGGCGCGAGGUUGGAGCGGGGGCGGCGGCGAUGGAGGUCGCCGCGGGUACGAUAUCGUCGUUCUCGACGAGUCCUCGCAGAUCGUGGAGCCGAUGAGCUUGCUGCCGGUCGCCGUUGCGCAGCCGCGGAGGCUCGUGCUUGUGGGAGACCCGAUGCAGCUCCCGCCUCCGGUAGCUCGUGCAAGGUCGACCGUAUCAGCCGAACAUCAUCAGAAUCAGCAGCAGGAGCAGGAGCAGCACCACCACCAUCACCAACAAUCACAGCGACAGAUGCCCAAAGAUGCGUGGCUUGAGAAAGCUAACGCUCGCCCGGGGAACGGGGACACCCUAGAGAAGACCCUGUUCGUUCGCCUGGCCAAGCUCGGCGUUAAGCCCCUGCUCCUAGGCCGGCAGUACCGCUGCCACCCGCAGAUGUCGGCGCUGGCAAGCCGCCUCUUCUAUCAGGGCAGGUUGACGGAUGGCGUUGCUGCGAGAGACCGGGGGCCGCUAGUGUCAGGCCUCGCGCCGUUGACGCUCCUCGACGCCGCCGGAAGGGGCGCCGAGAGCACGGCCCCCGGCGGCAGCAUCAAGAACGCCUUCGAGGCCCGCGCGGUGGCGGACGUCGUGGCCUCCCUGCUGCGCGCCGGGUCUAGCGGCGGCGGCGGCGGCGGCGGCGUUGGCGGCGGCGACAAGGCGCAGCUGGCACAAGUCCGCCGUGAGCUCGAGUCGGCGUCUUGCGCCACUCCCGGGGCUGCUUCGAUUCCAUCGUCUUCGUCAUCACCGGAUGAUGGUGUUCAACCUGGGGGAGAAGGACGGGAUGAAGGACAGCAAGGCGGGGCUUCUUCGGUUUCUUCGUGUUGCCGCGACGUGCAGGUUAGCACGGUGGAUGCAUUCCAGGGAGCCGAGAAAGACAUCGUCAUCGUCGCCUCCACGCGCACCGAACGCCUGGGUUUCAUAGUAAGGUAG